Molecule: messenger RNA, 2461 nt
Organism: Vicia villosa (hairy vetch)
Lineage: Eukaryota; Viridiplantae; Streptophyta; Magnoliopsida; Fabales; Fabaceae
Exons: 3
Coding region: 115-2100 (661 amino acids)
Source: RefSeq, a predicted model, not a curated record
UCAUCGAAAGCGUAUCAGCAAGGGAUAAAAGAAUUUAUUGAUUUUGCAUUUAAAGGUGCAAAAGAAAACGACGUAGUAAUAUGCCCUUGCAAACGCUGCGGUUUCAGAAAAUCAAUGAGUAGGAGUGACAUGUUCGACCACUUAAGUUGGUUACCAUUUCCGCAGAGAUACACCACGUGGAUUCAUCAUGGAGAGUCCUCUGUACUACCUAGUACUAUCCCCCCUAGUACUACUCCAAAUAUGGUUGAAGAUACUAUCAUUGUUGAAGAAUCUAUUCAGAACAUGAUCAACGAUGCAUUUGGAGUUGAUAGGAAUCAUGCUAAUGAAAUACCAUCUACAUCACAUUUGGAGAUUGACCAAGAAGAUUAUGUGAUGCCAACUGCAGCUCAGGAAAGAAAUGAAGCCAAAGAGUACUAUGAAUUGGCUAGAGAAGGAGAGCAACCUUUAUAUGAAGGGUGUAGACGUUAUUCAAGACUAUCUUUUUUGGUUAAGUUGUACCAUAUAAAGUGUUUGUGUGGAUUAAGUGAGAAGUCAAUGACAAUGAUUUUAGAGUUAAUAAAAGAUGCAUUUGAAUAUGCAAACAUUCCAAGUUCGUUCUAUGAAGCCAAGAAAUCAAUCACAAAACUUGGUUUGAAUUAUGUAAAGAUACCCGCAUGUCCAAACGGUUGUAUGCUUUAUUGGGGAGAAGAUGAAGGGAGGGAGACUUGCAAAAAUUGCAACACUUCGAAAUGGAAAACAAAUGAAGAUGUCUCUGUGAACAAGAAAAAGAAGAAAAUUCCUGCCAAGGUUCUCCGUUAUUUUCCACUAAAACCUCGAUUACAGAGAUUAUUUUUGUCAUCAAAGACAGCCGAGGAUAUGAGAUGGCAUGCAACAGAUACUAACAAUGAUGGAAUUUUGAGGCAUCCUAGAGAUUCAGAAGCUUGGAAGAAAUUUGACUUGAAACAUACUUGGUUUUCAUCAGAUCCGCGAAAUGUGCGUCUUGCAUUGGCUAGUGAUGGUUUUAAUCCUUUUGGUGUGAUGAGUACAAAUAAUAGUAUUUGGCCAGUUGUUCUCAUUCCAUAUAACACUCCUCCCUGGAUUUGCAUGAAGCAGACAUCAUUUAUAAUGUCAAUGAUAAUUCCCGGUAAAGAAGCACCAGGAAAUAAUAUUGAUGUCUACUUACAACCCUUAGUUAAAGAGCUGAAGGAGUUAUGGACAAAUGGAGUGGAUACAUAUGAUUCUUUUAAGAAAGAGAUGUUCAAGUUGCAUGCAAAUUUGAUGUGGACGAUUAGCGACUUUCCUGGUUUGGGUGCACUUUCUGGGUGGAACACAUACACAGGACUUGCUUGCCCAUCGUGUAACUUUCAAACUACACCUCUCCGUCUUCAAGCUAGCAAUAAAUGGUGUUUCAUGGGUCAUCGUCGUUUCCUUGAUCGAAGACACAGGUUUAGAUUGAACAGGAUCCGUUUUAAUGGUGAACAGGAAAUGCGGAGUCCACCGAGAACACUAUCUGGACAUGAAGUUUUUGAACAGGUUAAAGAUGUUGAAGUCAUCUUUGGUAAAAAGCCAAUGAAAGAAAAAUCGAUAAAAAGAACACGUGAGGGACAACCUAUAGAAGGUGAUAGUACACAGUGUAAUCCUACACAAGGCCAUCCUCAACAAUGGAAAAAGAAAAGCAUAUUUUUUGAACUUCCGUAUUGGAAGGAUAAUCUUUUGCGCCAUAAUCUUGAUCCGAUGCUUAUUGAGAAAAAUGUGUGCGAUAAUGUCCUAUUUACUUUACUAAAUGAUAGGCAAAAGAGUAAAGACCAUUAUAAAGCUCGACAAGACCUUCAAAAUAUGGGCAUAAGACCUAAUCUUUGGCCUGAUGAAAAUGAUAGAAUUUCUUCGGCAGCUUUUACUUUAACGGGUAAAGAUAAAAGGAAUUUUUUAACAACUUUAAGGAAUAUUAGGGUGCCUGAUGGUUAUUCAAGCAACAUAUCUAGAUGCAUUGACUUAGUAAAUCUCAAGGUGAAUGGAAUGAUGAAGAGUCAUGAUUGUCAUAUAUUAAUGGAACAACUUCUACCAUUAGCCAUUCACACAACAUUACCUCAUGAGAUUUCAUCAGUAUUGAUUCAAAGAUAGUUGGAAGGCUAUUCCAGAGGAAACAAAAACAAAGUUUUAUGAUUCAAAGAUAAAGCGUCAUUUUCUUGUUGAUGAUGGGCGUGACAAAGAAUUUGUACUUGCUUCUGCUGCAAAGAAAUGGAAGGAUGGCCGAUCUCACUUGUUUCGCCAAUAUUAUAAAUGGGAUCUCACUUUGGAGGAAAAUCUUCAAAAUUAUCCAAAAGACAAAGGCAUUCUGAAGAAUGAUUGGACUGUUUUUGUUCAAUAUAGGCGGAAAGAAAAAACACAGAAAAUUGCCAAAUAAAAUGCCGAAAAUAGAGCGAAAUUGAAGGCUCCGCAUACACUCGGAUCUAAGUCACUUGCAAGGAAGAAACACGAGUUG